Molecule: messenger RNA, 1438 nt
Organism: Capsella rubella
Lineage: Eukaryota; Viridiplantae; Streptophyta; Magnoliopsida; Brassicales; Brassicaceae
Product: metal tolerance protein C2
Exons: 10
Coding region: 14-1195 (393 amino acids)
Biological process (GO): intracellular zinc ion homeostasis; transmembrane transport; zinc ion transport
Cellular component (GO): Golgi apparatus; membrane
Molecular function (GO): zinc ion transmembrane transporter activity
Source: RefSeq, a predicted model, not a curated record
GAUCAAACCAAAAAUGGAGAGAUCCGUUUCCUUUAAUCCUCGAUGCGAUAACGAGCUCCCGAAUGAUCGGAGCAGCGAUGUCGGAUACACUGCUAAUGACCGGAGGCUUGCUUACUCCCGCUCCUUUCAGCAAUCACACGGUCCACGAACUCCGGCGUUCACUGAGGCGGCUAAGCCUUUUCUCGAUAGGACAGUCUCUAGCAUCGACAUGCCGCCGGAGAUUUACUCCGUCGACGGAAAUGAUUUGGUUUUCGGGGAAGGGCAAGAAUUAGAUAUGGGAAAAGGGUCUGUUUUGGAUUUGGUUUGGGAGAUUUUUGGAGUAGUGAGAAGUGGGAAUAGGCAGAUGAGGAGGCUGUUUCUGCUGAUUGCGCUUAAUGUGUUGUAUUCCACUACUGAGCUCUCUAUUGGUCUCUUCACUGGGCGUGUAGGUUUGGUCUCCGAUGCAUUCCAUCUGACAUUUGGUUGUGGGCUCUUGACAUUUUCAUUAUUUGCAAUGGCAACUUCAAGGAAGAAGCCUGAUCAUGCUUACUCAUACGGGUACAAACGACUUGAAGUUUUAUCUGCUUUCACUAAUGCUCUGUUCCUUAUGUUCAUGUCAUUCUCCUUAGCUGUGGAAGCUCUUCAUGCUUUUAUACAAGAUGAAUCAGAGCACAAGCAUUAUUUGAUUGUAUCAGCGGUAACAAAUCUGCUGGUGAACCUACUAGGUGUUUGGUUCUUCCGGAGUUAUGCUCGUGUAAAUAUUGUCUACAGAAAAGCAGAAGAUAUGAAUUACCACUCGGUUUGCUUGCACGUCAUAUCAGAUUCUAUCCGCAGUGCAGGUUUGAUACUGGCAUCUUGGCUCCUCUCUCUCGGGGUUGAAAAUGCAGAGGUCCUAUGUUUAGGAUUGGUAUCAGUUACAGUGUUUAUGCUUGUUAUGCCACUCUUCAAAGCGACUGGCGGUAUCUUGCUUCAGAUGGCACCCCCAAACAUUCCUGCUUCUGCAUUAAGCAAAUGCUUGCGACAGAUUACUUCUCGAGAAGAUGUCACAGAGGUUUUAGAGGCACGUUUCUGGGAGGUUGUACCUGGUCACACUGUCGGCUCACUCAGACUCCAGGUGAAGAGUGGAAUAGAUGAAAGGCCAUUACUGCAAUAUGUGUAUGAUGUAUACCAUGAUUUGGGUGUACAAGACUUGACCUUGCAAACUGAUGACACCUAAGCUGCAUCUGCCUCUUCUUUGUUUUUGAAUACUGAUCUGAGGAGAUUGGAUGUAUACUAGAGAUAAUGUUUCUAUACGGAAAUAUAUCUUGGUUUCAAGUUGUGACUUUGUUGUUGCAAUCACAUUUUGAAUGUAUGUUUCCAUUUGUGUCGUUUGAACCACACAUGGACCACAGUAUUUGUAUCUUUCAAGUUUGUGGAUAUUUUGGCUAAUUGCAAAUGCAAUGAUUUUUUUAUAAACAAA